AUGGAGCUCAGCUCAAAGUCGAUCCGUGAUGUCAUCCACCCGACGGCGGCAUUCUCCAAGAGCCCGCCGCGGGUCCCGCCCCCUGUCCUCGUGGAGGCUGACUCGUGGGGCAGCUCACAACUGAACCCCAAAAACCGGAUCGAUAGUCUCGGCCCGCUCGCCGACCCCCUUUGGAGGAUCGACGGCUGUACUGGCCUGGGGACCCAGUAUUAUGUGCUGCCUCUAUUCCUGGGAGCCACCCCGCCCAUGCGUUUCGACGUCUUCAUACCAGAGGAGGCCGCCAAUUCCCCACUUCUCCGGCAGCUGCUUGAUCUAGAGGCCACGUUCCACACUAAAGACCCGGCCCGAGUCCGCCGCCUUGGCAUCGCGAGCCACAUUCUUCGGACGCUUCAGGCCUGGACGGCAACGAGGCGAUAUGAGGGGCCGGACUCGGUGUCGAGCAUGUACAAGAACUUGCCGUUUGGAUCUCGCAUCAUCUUUGAGAACCUGGACCUCAACAUCCACAACAUCAAAGUCACCAUCGCCCCAACCUACUAUGUCGAAAAGCAGUUGAUUGGCCUGGCAAGGCUGGCUAGCUCUCUCGGGCUGGCUCCGGACCUCUUGCCGGAGGCCAUUGAUAUCUCGCGGUUGAGCAUUGUCAAGCAGCUUCACGACAGCGUGUGUCUUGUCCACAUCGACCACGCCAACCAAGGCCGGGACGACAAGGGUGGCGAUAACGAGAAUGACAGGGAAUUGUGGAUCCUCAAAGCUCUGACAAGCGGCCCCAAAUAUCUCUACAUCGAGCUGCGGAACCUCCUGCGCAUGGAGCCGCAUGCCCACGUAAUCUCUCGGCCGAGAUAUCUCGUCACGAAGUACUGCCGGUUCGGCGGCAAGACUGCCGUUGUCGGCUUCGUUCUCCGUUUCCACACGGGUGGCAGCCUCCGCGACACCCUGCCGCUGCUGCGCAUUCACGACCAGCUCGCCCUAGACGUGCAGCUCAAAUGGACCACACAGCUGGCGUCGGCAGUGCUGCACGUUAGGGAGCGCGGGGGGAUGUUCUACCCGGACCUCCGCCUCGACAACAUCGUGCUGUCGGGCCUGGGCGACGUGGUCAUGGUCGACUUUGAACAGCGCGGCGUCUGGUGCGAGUUUGCCGCGCCCGAGGUGAAUGCGCUGGACUAUGCGCGCAUCCUGGCGAGCAGUGACGAAAACAACACGGACGACGAUCCGGCCGUCCCCGAAGACGUCCGAUCGCGCUUCGCGGCGGUGCUGACGCGGCAGCUCCCGGGUUGGGAAUCGCUGCAGGACGACGAGGAGUAUACGGCGCGCGGCCACGCGAGCUACAACGUGCCGUGGCUGUGCCUGUCGGCGGCCGAGCAGGAGGCGGCCGAGGUGUACAUGCUGGGGCGGGUGCUGUGGUGCGUGUUCGAGGGUCAGAGCGCGCCGCAGCUGGCCGCCGUGUGGCAGUCGUACCAGCGCGAGCCCGAGAUGGAGUUCCCCGAGUUCCGCCACACGCCGCCGCACCUCCGCGACCUCGUCAACCGCUGCACGCGCGGCAGGAGGGACGGCCUGUCCAGGCUGAUCACCAGGCGCGGCAGCAAGCUCGUGCUGCGUUCUGCUCCUGCUGGACGACAGCAGCAGGAGACAGACCAAGACGGGGAUGCUGUUGCUGCUUUCGAGGUGCAUAGGGUCGCGCAAGAGUGGUGGCGGACCGAGGUGAAGGCCGCCGAAGACUUCUUGCUGAUGCGGGAGCGGAUGAAGGCGCGCGGCGAGUGGGAUGACAAUUAUUUCAAGCGGCCCACGCUGGAGCAAGUGCUAGACGAGUUGAAACAAUUCCAGGCGACAAGUGUCGGCUUUGCCCCGAGCUGA
Lasiosphaeria miniovina is the source of this 1848-nucleotide messenger RNA. RefSeq lists its product as uncharacterized. Gene Ontology annotation, biological process: protein phosphorylation. Gene Ontology annotation, molecular function: ATP binding; protein kinase activity. The transcript is spliced from 2 exons. The record is from RefSeq and is a predicted model, not a curated record. Lineage: Eukaryota; Fungi; Ascomycota; Sordariomycetes; Sordariales; Lasiosphaeriaceae. Bases 1 to 1848 code for a protein of 615 amino acids.